AUGAACGGCGACCUUACAGUUGCUUAUUCGUAUCACCCUGACAAGAAUGCCAAUAAUCCUGAAGCCUCAGAACUAUUCAAGGAAGUUGCAUAUUCUUACAACAUUCUAUCUGAUCCAGAGAAAAGAAGACAAUAUGAUAAUGCAGGAUUUGAGGCUAUUGAUGCUGAUGGAACAGACAUGGAAAUUGACUUAUCUAACCUUGGAACAGUGAAUACAAUGUUUGCAGCAUUAUUCAGUAAGCUUGGAGUUCCUAUUAACACAACUAUUUCUGCUAAUGUUCUUGAAGAUGCUUUAAGUGGAAAUGUUACAGUCAAACCCCUUCCAUUAGUAUCAUCAGUUAGUGGAAAGCUGCUUUAUUUUGAGCAAGAUAAUGGUGGGGGGUAUAAUCUUGCAUUACAGGUAACACUUUUUUCUUUUCAAGGGCUUGGAUAA
This is a messenger RNA of Lactuca virosa, 432 nucleotides long. The record is from the annotation of a GenBank genome assembly. Lineage: Eukaryota; Viridiplantae; Streptophyta; Magnoliopsida; Asterales; Asteraceae.